AUGGCCAACAUCCACACCCCGAUCCCCAACCUCAAGCUCAACGAUGGCAACUCGAUCCCUAUGCUAGGCUACGGCACGGGCACCGCCUGGUACAAGACGGGCGACGAAAGCACACUCGACCAAGCCUGCGUCGACGCAACAAAGACGGCAAUCAAACUCGGCUACUACCACCUCGACGGCGCCGAAGUCUACAAGACCGAACCCGAACUCGGCAAAGCCAUUGCCGAGAGUGGUGUUGAACGCUCGAAGCUGUUCGUCACCACAAAAGUCCUGCCAAACAUUGCAGAUGUACCUGCUGCACUGAACACGAGUUUGAAGAAGCUGCAGUUGGAGUAUGUGGAUUUGUAUUUGAUUCAUGCGCCUUUCUUCGGCAGUCCGGAAGAGUCGCCUGAGGCGCUGCAGAAGGCAUGGAAGGCUAUGGAGGAGGUCAAAGAGGCUGGCUUGACAAAGAGCAUCGGUGUCUCCAACUUUUUGCCUCAGCAUCUGGAUGCUAUUCUGCAGACUGCGAGGAUCCCGCCUGCUAUCAACCAGAUCGAGUUCAACGCUUACUUGCAGCAUCCCGAGUUGCUCAAGUACCACAAGGAAAAGGGUAUCGCGACUGAAGCUUAUGGUCCCCUGACUCCGGCUACAAAGGCUGCUCCUGGUCCUCUGGACAAUGUGCUUGCUGGGCUGAGCAAAAAGUACGCUGUUAGCCCUGGAGAGAUUUGCUUGAGAUACUGCAUUGAUCAGGAUAUUGUGCCCAUCACGACCAGCAGCAAGGAACAGAGGUUGAGCGAUUACUUGAGAGCAAUGACGUUCAAGCUUACGCCCAGAGAGGUCAACGAUCUCAACGAGGCUGGCUCGCAAAAGCACUUUAGAGGCUUUUGGAACCACAAGUUUGCCGCCGAUGACAGAAGGUAG
Messenger RNA from Aureobasidium namibiae CBS 147.97, 900 nucleotides. Its product is annotated as Aldo/keto reductase. The record is from RefSeq and is a predicted model, not a curated record. The transcript has a single exon. NCBI's taxonomy places the organism in Eukaryota, Fungi, Ascomycota, Dothideomycetes, Dothideales, Saccotheciaceae. Gene Ontology annotation, molecular function: aldose reductase (NADPH) activity; oxidoreductase activity, acting on NAD(P)H as acceptor. The coding region runs from base 1 to 900 and encodes 299 amino acids. Gene Ontology annotation, cellular component: cytosol.